Messenger RNA from Danaus chrysippus (African queen), 1467 nucleotides. The record is from the annotation of a GenBank genome assembly. NCBI's taxonomy places the organism in Eukaryota, Metazoa, Arthropoda, Insecta, Lepidoptera, Nymphalidae.
AUGUUCAGUGGAUCAUAUGAGAGAAGGCUGCUGCAGCAGUGCAGCCCUGUGAGCAGGAGACAGUCAGUGUUUGUCAGGCCUGAACCUAUGGACAGAUUUAUUCCAUGCAGAUUGGAAAAUAAUUGGCGAACAAGUUUUCAAGCUAUCCUAUGCGGCAAUGAAAAUCAACCAGCCAAGAAGCCUCGCAGUGAUGGUAGUAAUGACGGUGCUGGGGGUGGUCGUGAUCACCUCGCAUACGAUUGCCUUCUUCGUAAUGAACUCUUGGAUGCUGACAUCGAGGAGCUUAGAACACCGCCGACGAACUACGCAGAUGGGAACAAAUCAGCUCUAGGGUCAUUGCAAGUGUCACCAGCAACCAAGUGCAAGCCAGUAUUCAGAUUCAGAGCUCCAGUACACAGCGCUGAGGAAAACAUCGACCCAUCGCCCUACAGCCUGUCGCCAGUUUCAGCUAAAUCCCAGAAACUACUCCGAUCACCGAGGAAAGCAACGAGGAAAAUAUCACGUAUACCAUUCAAAGUCCUAGACGCUCCGGAAUUGCAAGACGACUUCUACUUGAACCUAGUCGACUGGUCCAUACAGAAUGUACUCAGCGUGGGACUGGGCAGCUGUGUGUAUCUAUGGAGCGCAUGUACCAGCCAGGUCACACGUCUCUGUGAUCUAUCCUCGGAAGGUAAUGCUGUCACUUCAGUGGCAUGGAGUGAGCGUGGUCAUCUGGUAGCUGUUGGGACACAGAAAGGUCACAUUAGUGUAUGGGAUGUAGCUGUUAAUAAGGAGGUAACUAAACUCCAAGGCCAUAUAGCUCGGGUUGGAGCGUUGGCGUGGAACGGUGAUGUACUUAGCUCUGGCUCCCGAGAUCGACAUAUACGGCAAAGGGACACUAGAACUCCACCUAUUCAAGCUGCUAGAGUUCUGCAGGGACAUAGACAGGAGGUCUGCGGUCUGAAAUGGUCACCAGACGGACAAUCACUGGCCUCCGGUGGAAAUGAUAACAAACUAUUUGUAUGGUCUAUGCACUCAACAUCCCCCGUUCAGACGUAUUCGUCCCACGUGGCAGCUGUAAAGGCGAUCGCGUGGUCUCCACACCAACAUGGUCUACUCGCGUCAGGUGGAGGGACCGCUGAUAGGUGUAUAAGGUUCUGGAACACGCUCACUACACAACCGAUGCAGUGUGUUGAUACAGGAUCACAAGUCUGUAAUCUUGCGUGGUCGAAACAUUCAAGUGAGUUGGUGUCGACACACGGUUAUUCACAAAAUCAAAUACUUGUCUGGAAAUAUCCAUCGCUUACUCAGGUCGCCAAACUGACGGGUCAUUCAUACAGAGUUCUCUACCUGGCUUUGUCUCCUGAUGGCGAGGCUAUAGUCACCGGCGCUGGUGACGAAACAUUAAGAUUUUGGAAUGUGUUCUCUAAAAUACCAUCACACAAGGAAAAUAAGAGUGUUUUAAAUCUAUACACGGCACUCAGAUAA